UAAGGACUGCAAUGGAGAAGGGGAAGUUGUUUCUUUUCAACAAUCAACUUCAGCAACAAACACUAUCGUCAGCUCUUCAAGCAACUAAAUCAAUUUUCAUCAUAUCAAGAUGUCUAAGCUCAUUACCGUUUUUGGCGCUACUGGCAACCAAGGUGGCUCUGUCAUCAAGCACAUCCUCGCCGACCCCCAACUCUCCUCUAAAUUCAAGGUCAGAGGUAUCACUCGUGAUGUCAACAAGCCCGCUGCCAAAGCUCUCGCAGAGCAAGGAGUCGAGCUGGUCACUGCGGACCUCAACGACAAGUCCUCAGUCGCCAAAGCAAUCAAAGGCUCCCACACAGUCUUCCUCGUGACAAACUACUGGGAAACCGCCAACCCAGACACCGAACGCACCCAAGGCAUCAACGUCGCCUCGGCCGCCAAAGACGAACGAAUCUCCCACCUCAUCUUCUCCUCCCUCAUCAACGUCACCGAAACAACCAAUGGAAAACUCCCCCACGUCCCUCACUUCGACUGCAAAGCCGAUGUCGAAAAGUACAUCCGCGGUACGGGAGUCCCUUGCACUUUCAUCCUUCCAGGCUACUUCAUGUCCAAUUUCAGCCAAAUGUUCAACAGAGGCGAAGAUGGCGUUUACAAUUUCGCCCUCCCCAUCAGCGAGAAUGCGAAAUUCCCUCUCUUCGAUGUCGCGGAAGAUACUGGAAAAUUCACCAAUGCCAUUCUCAAGAACGCUGAAAAGUUGAAUGGUAAACGAGUGUUGGCUGCCACUGCUUACUACACUCCCAGGCAAAUUGUUGCGGACUUUGAACAAGCUAGUGGCAAUAAGAUGAGGUAUAUUCAGAUUUCUGGAGAGCAGUUCAAAUCGUAUUUGCCCGAGUUUAUGGCCGAGGAGAUGUUGGAGAAUCAUGUUUUGCUUGAUACUGAAGGGUAUUAUGGUGGUGAGGGUUUGGAGGAGAGUUUGGAAUUGUUGGAGAGUAAGCCUGUUACUUGGAAGCAAUUUGUAGAGAAGAGUGGUGUUUGGUAAAGAGUCUGAGGUGUUACACUUCUUCGGUCUGUCUUUUCUGAGGGAAUUAUCUAGGUAAUGAGCAAAAAAUAAUAAUCAAG
Aureobasidium pullulans EXF-150 is the source of this 1098-nucleotide messenger RNA. RefSeq names its product NAD(P)-binding protein. The transcript is spliced from 2 exons. Lineage: Eukaryota; Fungi; Ascomycota; Dothideomycetes; Dothideales; Saccotheciaceae. The record is from RefSeq and is a predicted model, not a curated record. The coding region runs from base 110 to 1018 and encodes 302 amino acids.